Labeo rohita (rohu) is the source of this 9099-nucleotide messenger RNA. It is a transcript of the gene nfasca, whose product is annotated as neurofascin homolog (chicken) a. Bases 394 to 4542 code for a protein of 1382 amino acids. NCBI's taxonomy places the organism in Eukaryota, Metazoa, Chordata, Actinopteri, Cypriniformes, Cyprinidae. The transcript is spliced from 33 exons. Gene Ontology annotation, biological process: cell-cell adhesion; brain development. The record is from RefSeq and is a predicted model, not a curated record. Gene Ontology annotation, molecular function: cell-cell adhesion mediator activity.
GGCAGAAAGAGAGAGGGAACAUCAGAGACAGUUAGUAGAGGCUUGAGGUAAGGAUGCACAGAGGCAUAAGAGCCCCCAGAAGACACGUCAUUAAGGAACUACACACAUGCUUUGCUUCUUCAUGGCACAGGCUGUAAGCCACAGUGACCGCUAGUCAAAGGAUUUUAAACCAACACAAAAAAGAGGAAUCUACUCUAAUAGAGAUGACAGGCCAGCUCACUCUUACCAGAUACGGAGAUCUUCUUGCCUGAGAGGUCUUAGAAGUCUCUGCCAUCAUCAGCCUUGGAAUUGGCCAAAUUUCCAGCCAUUUUGUGUCAUACACUGCAACUAAAAGUGUGCAAGUAAAUCAGUAGGGAGCUGGGACGGGAGGGGUCAGCCAAUCGGAGGAGAGAGAUGUGGACGCAGGAGCGGUGGCCGGCACUGGCAGUGUUGUCAAUAAUCUUGCUGCUGUCAAAGGUGGUGGCUCCAAUUGAAGUCCCACUGGACCCAAAGAUCCAGCAAGAGCUGAAACAGCCCCCCACCAUUGUGAAGCAGUCACUAAAGGACUACAUUGUGGACCCUAGAGAUAACAUCAUCAUUGAAUGCGAAGCCAAGGGGACCCCAGUGCCAACGUUUCAGUGGCGGCGGAAUGGGAAGUUCUUUAACGUGGGGAAGGACCCGCGGGUGACCAUGCGGAGUCGUUCCGGAACACUGGAGAUCAGAAGCAGCGGGAAACCGGAAGAAUAUGAAGGAGAGUACCAGUGCUUUGCCUCCAAUGAUUUUGGCACGGCGAUUUCCAACAAAAUCCUUCUACGAGUGUCAAAGUCUCCGCUGUGGCCGAAGGAGGUUCUGGAGCCGGUGGUUGUGCGUGAGGGGGAAUCACUCGUCCUGCCCUGCAACCCUCCUCCUGGUCUCCCCCCUCCUGAAACCUUCUGGAUGGACAGCUCCAUUUUGCCCAUAAUGCAGGACAAGAGGGUGUCUAUGGGCUUGAACGGUGACUUGUUCUUCUCCAAUGUUCGGGCUAAAGAUGCAAACACUGACUACAGCUGCAACGCUCGCUUCGAGUUCACACACACCAUUCAACAGAAAAACCCCUACACCCUUAAAGUGCUAACAAAGGAACCUUAUAAUGACACAUUUCUCAACUCCACUGAUGUGUAUGGUGCACGUAAUGUACCAGAAGUCCAGCCUACCUUUCUGUCUCCAAGGGGCUUGUCCAGCUUCAAGACAGUGCUCCGAGGGGAACAGCUUCUUCUGGAGUGUAUAGCAGCUGGAGUCCCAACUCCUAGCAUUGACUGGUUUAAAAAAGGAGGAGACCUCCCGUCCAAAAAAGCCAAGACUGAGAACUUUGGUAAAACUCUACGCAUCCUCAAUGUGUCCGAUGAGGACUCUGGCGAUUACAUCUGCAUGGCGAGCAACAAGAUCGGCAGUAUUCGCCAUUCCGUUGAAGUCCAGGUCAAAGCGGCUCCCUAUUGGCUAGACAAGCCCACCAAUCUGGUGCUUGCCCCUGAAGAGAGUGGACGAUUAGUGUGUCGUGCUAGAGGGAGCCCUAAUCCCACUAUCCAAUGGCUUGUGAAUGGGGAACCAAUUGAAAGUUCACUGCCAAACCCAAACCGGAAUGUUGUCGGUGACACCAUCAUGUUCCAAGCGGUUCAGAUCGGCAGCAGUGCAGUUUACCAAUGCAACGCCUCCAAUGAGCAUGGUUAUCUACUGGCUAAUGCUUUUGUCAAUGUCCUGGACAUGGCACCACGGAUGCUAGGUCCAAAGAACCAGCUGAUCAAAGUCAUUGAAAACAACAGGACCUUCCUCGACUGCCCUUUCUUUGGCUCACCACUUCCUUUACUGCGCUGGUUUAAGAAUGGCCUAGGCAGUGGUCUGGAUGGUGGUCAUUACAAGCUGUACAACAAUGGUACUUUGGAGAUUAAACAAGCACGGCCCGAAGACCAAGGCACCUACACUUGUGUAGCCAGUAAUAUUCUGGGCAAGAUGGAGAAUCAGGUGCGCCUGGAGGUUAAAGAGGGCACAAGAAUAGUGCGGGCACCUGAACAUGUCACAGAAUCCAGAGGAAGCACGGUUCGCUUUGAUUGUCGAGUUAAACAUGAUCCAUCCCUUCCAGCUACGGUCACAUGGCUAAAAGAUGACAAGCCUCUAAGCUUUGGCUGGAUAAGCCGAUUCAAAAAGGAUGAUGAAUCUAUGACUAUUCACAAUGUCAAUCCAGAAGAUGGAGGAACCUACACAUGCAUUGCCAAAACUGAGAUAGAUGAGGACUCUGCCUCAGCUCGCCUUACAGUUACAGAGGAUGACAUCUCGUCUGCCUCAAAUCGUAGUGCCUCUGCAGGUCGACCCGACCCACCUCAGGAUCUUGAGCUCUCAGACCCUUCAGCACGUAGCGUUAGACUCACCUGGGUGCCUGGGAAUGAAAACAACAGUCCUGUUACGCAUUUCCUUGUCCAGUUUGAAGAGGACAGGUGGGAGCCAGGGAGGUGGCAGAACCAGUCUCUAUUUGAUGGCAACCUAAACUCGGUUAACCUGCAACUGUCACCUUUCGUCAACUACCAGUUCAGAGUGAUUGCAAUCAAUGCUGUCGGCCAGAGUCAACCCAGCCUCUUCUCUGCACGCUAUCAGACCAGCGGAGCCCCUCCUGAUGUUCUGCCGAGUGGUCUUAAAGGCUGGGGAAGCAAGAAGAACAACAUGGAGAUCACGUGGCAGGCACUUCAAAACACAGAAAGAAACGGGCCAAACCUGCGAUACGUGGUAUCAUGGAGAAGGAAAGACUCUGAGGACGAGUGGAGUAACAUAACCACAACCAGAACAAAGCACGUUGUUCAUAAUACAGACACCUAUGUCCCAUAUGAGAUCAAAAUACAGGCCGUCAAUGACUUUGGACGCAGCCCUGAGUCAAACAUAGUCAUUGGUUAUUCUGGGGAAGACAAACCAUCCGCUGCACCAACAGAGCUCAGGGUGUCGAAAAUCAACAGCACCAAAGUAAAUGUUCACUGGGUGCCUGUGGACCCCAGCACUGUGAACGGAGAGUUUAAAGAGUACAAGUUGUACUACUGGCGGGAGGCCAGCCUCAUAAAGGGCCUGAAAGUGAACAAGACAAAGUUGCAUAAAGGUUUCUUCACCACGGCCGAACAUCCCUCUGGCAUCCUGACAGAGCUUUUUCCAUACAGCAAAUACAAGAUGUACAUGGUGGUAGCUAAUAGAGAAUACGAGGGACCACAAAGCAACACUGUGGAGUUCAACACCAAGGAGGGAGAGCCAGGGGCUCCAAAGUACUUCAGGAUUCUGAGGCACACAGACGUGGUUCACCUGAAGUGGGACAAGCCCCUGGAGCCAAACGGUGUCCUGAUUGGAUACACACUCCAAUACCACACAGUGAACGGGACGCAGGCAGGGGAGAGGAAGGUCCAGAGUUUUCCACCCAACGUGACAGAGUACACCAUAAAUCUGCCUAACCGCUUCACCCGGUUCAAGUUCUACCUUACAGCUCGCACACAGGUCGGAUCAGGAGAAGUGUACGCCUUGGAGUCGCCACAUUUCACUAAUGAAGGCACCCCAGAUACUGACUCUACAGUUGUAGCCGUUAACUUUACAGAUGCCUUGAUGUUCGAAACUCCUCCUCCUCCCCCUCCCCUCUCCACUGACCCAAUCCCAACAAUACUUACCCCAGAACCAACCACACCAGCCCCUACAACUGCUGCUCCGCCCAAACCUACUACUACUACCACUACUACUACAACUACUACAACUACUACUACUACUACUACAACUACCACAACUACUACCACUACUACAACAGCUUCCACCACGAUUCUUCCUGUUCGGCCCAUGCCUCCUAAAACAGUGGAUUGGAAAAUGCUGGCCCCGAAUGUAAAGAUCUGGAAUCUGACUGUGGAUGCUAACAAUGACUAUGCUAACGUCAGCUGGAAGCACAACUUCUCCGUUGGCAGCAGCGAGUUUGUGCUAGAGUUCACACUGGACAGUAAUGGGUCGAUGAAAAGCAUACAAGUAAACCACCAGCCUCCCAUUAAGCUGGCUGGGCUGGUGGCCGGGGCCAAGUAUCGGUUGCGGGUGUAUUCCCAUGAGCACAACUCCAUCAGCAGCGACUAUGUCAUGUUCGAGACAGGCAGAGCCUACAAGGAGCAGGAAGACAUCGCUACUCAGGGCUGGUUCAUUGGGCUGAUGUGUGCUGUCGCGCUGUUGGUUCUCAUCCUGCUCAUCGUUUGCUUCAUCAAGAGGAGUCGUGGUGGAAAAUACCCAGUGAGAGACAAGAAAGACCUCCCCUUAGAUCCUGUUGACCAUAAAGACCAAGAUGGUUCAUUUGACUAUCACAGCGACGAAGACAACAAACCGCUGCAGGGCAGCCAGACGUCCCUGGACGGGAAUGUAAAAGAAAGUGACGACAGUCUGGUGGACUAUGGCGAAGGAGGAGAUGGCCAGUUCAACGAGGACGGCUCUUUCAUUGGCCAGUACACAGUUAAGAAGGACAAAGAGGAGACGGAAGGAAACGAAAGCUCAGAAGCCACGUCACCCGUUAAUGCCAUAUAUUCUCUGGCAUAGCACCCUAAUCUGAGCACGGCGCCCCCCAGCGGGCCGGAGGGUGCCACUACACGCAUAAAAAUACGUAUAUAUAUAUACAGAGAGAAUUACAAGUAUUCACAUACAACGCACUGGAGUGCAUGAUUCUUCUAAACAAGGGAUGGGGAAAGGCAGGUGAGCCAAAAACGGUGGCCCCAUGCCCCACACAGACUUUAGUGUGCCUUUAGGGCGACGGGGCGGACUUUCAAGCUUUUCGUGUGGCUUAUGCUCUCUUUUUUUAUUUUGUAAAUCUUUAAUCUGCCCCUUCCUCCUCCUGUAGCUAGCAUCAAAGAAACGGAGAUACAAGCACCAGACCUGUGACAUAUCAACUGUGGGUCGACUCAACUGCAGAACGUCGGCAAAUACGUUUAUCAUAUUGAUAUUUCCGCAGUGAAUGACCCUUUUUCCACCGCAAUGAUAGAUGCGUCCAAAAAACGUGAAUUCUGUAUAGAGUGCUGGCACGGUUUGAUGUGCUUUAUAAAACUAUGCACUAUGUAUUAUCAUUAUCGUGCUUCUGGGUUACAAUUGGACGUUAGAAUCUCAUGUUUUCUUUUUUACGUUGACUUUCGCAAAGAAAAAAAAAACAUCCAGUCCUGGCUGCAUUCAUGUAUGCAGGGACUGAUAUCAUGCUUUCAUUUGCCACUGCUCUGUUAUUGAUAUAUUUUCACUGGCUGCAACUAUAAAAUGCCACCAAUAUUUAUCGACCGAGGUUAGAUGGCAUCACUUGUAAAUGAAGAAAAAAAUACAAUAUUUUGAAGCAUGGUAGUAUUUUAGCGCAAAGGACAAUGGAGAGGUUGUAAUACGAAGAGUUAAAUACGCAAUGAUAUAUUCAUUUUUUAUAAGACUUGCUUUAUAUAGUCCUCAAAAGAGAAUGAUGAUGAAAAGAUCAUGUUUUUCAUUCUUUUUUUUUUUUAUUAGCUUGGUGAAGAUUUUGGUGUCAGAAUAAGGAGUCUAAAAAAGUUUGGGGUGCAUCAAUACAUCAGUGGGGUUGUCAUAUGAGGAUUUCUAGACGUGAAUAACUCAAUAUAAAUGUAAGUGUACAUAUUGUUUGGGGUUGAUCCAGUGUUGAUUCUCUUUGUCCAGAGAGCAGCUGAGACACUGCCCUGAAGACAUGCCACUGUAACUGUAGUGCCACUCUCUACCUGUGCUCUCAUACUACUACCAUUACUUUAUCUUCUGCACUACUGUGUACUUACAGUAGGGUUCAAAAGUCUGAGGCCACACUAAACUAAGAGUUUUGAAUUUAAAACUAAAAAUUGAUAUUUUAAAGUCAACACAAAAUCAAAACUUCUUUACAAUUCUUCUUUUUUUUUAGAAUAUUAAAAAAUGUAAUAUUAAUUUUUAUUUUGUGCACAUUAGGGGUGGGCGAUAUAACCAAAAUCUUGUAUCACGAUAUGAGUCAUUUUAUUUAACGGUGAUGAUAUAUAUCACAAUAUAGUUAUUUUUGCUUUAAAUAAGUCUUUCUGAUAUCAAAAUUUUUAAUACCAUUAGAAAUACCAUAUUUUUUGUCACCAGUGUCCAUAUCACAAAAAACUAAUACUAGAUUAAAUUGGAAAAAUAAAUAAAUAAAUAAAAAUCAAGCUUACUGAGGACAAGUACAGUCAGCGAUGAAAUAAGAAACAAGCUAUAGAACAAAAACUACAGUAAAACAAAUAAGAAAUGUCACAUACGUUGUAUAAAGUAACCAACGGUUAAAAUACAAACACUGCAUAUUCUUCAUUGUGUAAAUUAAACAUAUAUUUCUUCUUAUUAAAGUUACAAAAAUUAUUUAGUCCAAAGCAGUCAAGAGAUUUUCUCUCUUUUGAUGUUUGAUUAACAUGAAUGACAGAACGACAAUAUUAGACUGCUGUCACUCUAAGGCUACGUUCACACUAUGAGUUUUUGGGAUUGACAACCGCAAUUACUUACAGGUGUGAGUCUGGAAAUGUCCCGUUCACACAGCAGCUUACAGUCGCGCUUCGAAUACUGACGGGAGUCAAGCUCGUAUUCCUUACCAGUGACCAUAGCAACAGUGACCAAAGUAAUAUCAAAGAUGGCGACGUCCAUAAAACUGAAAGUUUUAACACUCUCUGACAGGACAAGAGUCCAAUCGAGCCACGAGUUCAUUCAUCAAACCUUUAUUAAUCGACAGCAGCUUUAAUAUUUGGGUGAAGAGCGGAGCAUUUGAGUCGUGAAUAGAACACAGAACACAAAAAGGACGGCAGCGGCUCCGGUGGAGACUUGAUAUUAAUCCUUCAGGUGACAGACAGCCCGUUUCUCCGUCACUGUAAGCUACCGAAACCACAUAUGAAAGCACGUAACACACGGUAGACAUUGAAUGAAUCUCUCACACUGAAUGACGUGAGGGACUAGUUGUCCAGUCCGGUUCCGUUCAAACAGUGCAUGUGUUUCGAGAAUUCGGUUGGGAAAAAAAAACGGUGUGAGUUUGGUUAUAGAAUACGGUUGUCUCACCCGUAAUUAACCGUACUGUGUUGGAACGUAACCGUGUUAAGGACUCAAAUACAGGAAUGACAACCGUAUUAGAAACAAAUAAGAAAUGCUAUACCUUGCAGGUACCCGGUUCCAAUAUACUGUUACAAGUAUUUUCUUUCUCAGCUGUUUGCUUUCACUUAAGACCUAAAUUACUGUGUUUAUGAGGAUACUUGCAAAGACGGCCAUUUUUGACACAUACAAGUGUGUGUGUUUAACCGUGCAAAAAUAUCUCCCGCGUCUUCACGUCUGCACGUCUGCGUGUGUAUAACGAAAUAAGCUCUCUUUCGCUGCUGAUUGUGUUUCAACAACUUAAAAUCGCUUUAUUUUUAACCGUAAUGCUUAAAAACGUGUGUAAACAAUACGUUUUCGUGACCAUGUCGCAAAUAGUUGAAAAUAUCUACAAAUUUCUAUUGGUUAAUUGUGUGUACCGGAAAAAAUCGCCCACUCCUAGACAUUCUGAAACUUAAAACCUAUUUGUGAUGACAGUUUGUAAUGAAAAAUGUGAUCUCAAACUUUUGGACCCUUCUACAUAUUUAUCUUGAUUUUAUUUAUAAAAACAAUAGGGACUAAUAUAUUAAUAAUUUAUUGAUUGCACAACAGCUAUUCAGAAUCUGAGCUGUGGUUUUAGCACAUUGUGAAAGCUUCUCUGUGUAAUGUAGGUGAAAACAUACUUCAGAGAUCAAGGACCAUGUUUGUGGCAAUGUAAAAUAUUGAAAUGUGAUGUCACCAUUAAAAGGAGUAUGUCUUAUUUGUUAAUCGUGCUGCUCUUUUUAGUAUUAAUGUCGUAUCACUGCUAUUGUGUUAAUAUAUUAGAAUUUAUUUAAUGUCACUUCUACAUAACAUAAAAUGGAAAUAUUGUGUAUUUAUUUUCUCAAAUAAGGCCUCUUUUAUGAUGUAAAUAUCUUUUUUUUCAUUUUGAGCAGGUUUACUGUGUUACAGUAAGUGAAAAGUAAAAACGCUUUUUGGUGCAUCCCAAAAUGCAAGACUCCAUGCACAGGUUUGGAUUUGGGUUUAGCCAGUGUUCUUGGGUAAUUAGAAUGAGACUCGUUUUUGUGUCCUGUCAUUUUAAUUGUGACAUAGUUCGUCCCGGCUGACCUCGACGAUGUAAAUAGCAAAUGCUGUAGAGCUGUACCAUUGUAGCAUUCUGCACUGAGGAUGAUACCUUUUUUGUAAACAGCUGAAAUGUGUUAUGCAAGAGAAAAUGGUUUGUCAUUUCCUGUUCAUGUAUUGCUUCACUACAGGCUCCCAUAAUGCCUUUCACCUGUGACACGGCCCAGCCGUGGGGGCUGAAUAUCAGGUCGUAAUGUCCUGAUAGGGAUGCCAUGUCGUAUACGAUGCCUUCGCAGUAAAGAAACAUGUGUUGAAAUUCAUUGGAUCCAUAAGAUCUGCUUUCUCUCCAGUACCUCAAAGCAAUACUCUCCUCGUUUGCCUUUCGCUGUUGUUUUCUGCACAGUAGGCCUAGUCUACCAGAUUUUGUAGUGACUUGCAGGCACAGACAGCUCUUUAGAUCACACUGUAGCUUUGUGAGUCACAUGGUUUAACAUCAAGGCAAUUCAGUGUCGGCUUCAGCCUAUUUUGUCCAACCUUGCCUUGAACUUCUACAGCCACUUGUAUCUUCACAGAUGUUUCCUUGUCCAUGAGUUUUUGUGGGCUGGCGAUGUUCAAAAAUAUAUACAACUAUAUAUUUGUUGGCAUAUUGCUUAUUCUGUCUUUCUCCCAAAGUCAUCUGUGUAUUAAUUGGUAACAUGCGUAAUCUAGUUACCAUACAACAAGGAGUACAAUAAUUGCCAUAGCUGUUCUCAUGACACAUUUGAUUUUUUCAAAACCAUACAUGUUGGUUAUUAUUAUUAUUAUUAUCAUCCUUAUUGUAUUUUUAGGCAUUUGUGCAUCGGAGCAGCUUUUUUUAAUUGCUUAUCAUGCAGGUUAACUGUUUUUCUGUACAUCUGACCAUGGAAAUCUGGUCAGUCAUUACUGUUCAACAUGUAUGCGUGUAUGACAAGAUGCUGCAACUUAAUCUGCUCGAGACGCCUUUCUUUAUAGUAAAGCUGUGUCAUUUUCUCAACCUUC